UUAAACCAUAGAUAUAUUGUGAUGCAUUUUAUAUUUAUCUAUCAACUGUCUGUCUGAACCUUCAUAACUCGGUUGUUGAGAUUUUGCCGAACUACUAAUUGGUCAGACACUGACUGAAUUUAUAUAUCUUUGGUCACUUUGGUUUCAUCAAAAUGGCCAAUCCAGAAAAAGUCUCAGCUGAAAAUCCUCUACAUUUAUCAUGGCAUGACAGUGCUUGGAUUCCUUUGUUGAACAGAGGAAAUGUCCUCAAAUAUUUCUCCGAACGCAGUAACUCUUUUUAUGACAGCCAAUGCAACAAUGAAAUUAUAAAAAUGCAAGGAUUAAGUCUGGAUCACUUGACGAACAUGACAGGUAUAGAAUACACAUUGCUACAUUGCCAAGAACCAAUAUUAUACAUAAUCAGGAAACAAAUGAGACAUUCACCCACACAUGUGGUGAGCAUUGCUGACUAUUAUAUUAUUGCUGGGAUCGUUUAUCAAGCACCAGAUAUUAAAUCUGUGGUAAAUUCAAGACUGACUUCAAGUCUUCAUCACCUUGAUAGUGCAUUUUCUGAAGCCAUUUCAUAUUCAAGAUACCAUCCGUCGAAAGGUUAUUGGUGGCAAUUCAAUGACGAUAAUAAAACAGAGGGCAAAGAGAAAAAGACGAAAAAAAAGAAAGAAGAGCCCGGGUCAUUGUUUCAAUGUCGAAGAGUAGAUCAAUUACUAGAUAAUCUCACUUCGAAAUUUCCCCACAAAUUUUACCAAGUCCAACCGGGAGGACAGCCAGUUCCACUACAGAAGGAUACCUCUGAAAAUGCAGAUGCCAAGGCGGAAAGGGUCAAUCAACAAACAUCUGCGGAUGCAACUGCGAAAGCCACCACCGGCACAUCGAAUACUCCCGGCAGCAUUACUGUGAAAUCUUCGCAGUCACCAGCACCGAGUGCUACACAAUUGAGAGUAAAGAGUGAGAUGAGCGAAAAUAUGAAACAACCUUUUGAAAAAAGGACUAAAUAUGUGUGACAGAACUGACAAUUGAGAAGGCGUGUAGCCAUGUUAGCCACUAUGCUGCUAAACUCAACACUUCCAAAUAUUUUUGCAUUAGAUAUUUGCUUGUUCAUGAUUUCUUUUUAUCAAUAUACAAUGACCACAGUUCAGAAACAUGACAAA
Messenger RNA from Styela clava, 1145 nucleotides. RefSeq names its product mediator of RNA polymerase II transcription subunit 6-like. The record is from RefSeq and is a predicted model, not a curated record. NCBI's taxonomy places the organism in Eukaryota, Metazoa, Chordata, Ascidiacea, Stolidobranchia, Styelidae. Gene Ontology annotation, cellular component: mediator complex. Gene Ontology annotation, molecular function: transcription coregulator activity. Gene Ontology annotation, biological process: regulation of transcription by RNA polymerase II.